Lingula anatina is the source of this 4563-nucleotide messenger RNA. RefSeq names its product NACHT domain- and WD repeat-containing protein 1. Gene Ontology annotation, molecular function: protein binding. NCBI's taxonomy places the organism in Eukaryota, Metazoa, Brachiopoda, Lingulata, Lingulida, Lingulidae. The record is from RefSeq and is a predicted model, not a curated record.
CAAAAGUGUACUUAGCAACUGGCAAACUGGAAAUGGAUCGGUGCACCUGCAAGUGAGGAUUUAUUCUAUUAAAUGUGCUGUAAAGAAUUAUGGCAAAACAUAUUUUGUCAUUUAAGAAGUAAGGGAGAAUGUUAGGACCAGUUUCCUUCAGUGGUCCAAUAAGACAGCUUUCUAAUAAAGCUGCCCCAGGUAAGAGGAGAAAGGCUACCCUUCUGCCUGGAGGAAAGCUGAAACCACUCCAAAAGAAUGUGAUUCUCCAGGAUGAAAGCAAAUCUAGUAGUCAAGCUCUGCCUGGCAUUGGUUCUGCUGCAGCAAGAAACUUGACAGAGGAUCAAGUGAAAGAUGUCCUUGCUGGACAUUGGGAUAAUAUCCCACCACUGCCAUCAAAGCAAAUCAGAAUAUACCUCAGUUCCUCUCCAGACAUGUGGCAAGAGAGAGAAAUCAUCCUCAAAGAGGCAGUUCCUCAACUACAAGAUUAUUGUAUUCAGCGUGGCUUCAGCUUUCACUUGGUGGACACCAGGUGGGAAGGGCCUAAGGAGAUUUUUGAUGACUACCAUGCCCAGGCUAUGCAUCUAAGUGAGCUGGAGAAGUGCCAGAAGGUGUCUGUGGGGCCAAACUUUGUGAUUCUGCUUGGCGAUAAGUAUGGUGAGGUGCCUUUCCCACACACUAUCCCAGAGAUGGACUUUGAGGCUCUCAGGCAGGCAGCUAAGGAAAACCAGCUGCCUAAUGCUGACUUAUUGGAGAAAUGUUUCAUCAAAGACAUCAAUGCAGUCCCACCUCAGUACAAUUUAAAGUUUGGUUUCAAUGGCCACCAAGAGCUGGAUCAGGAGAGCUGUUUAUCAGAUGAGGACUUUGAGGAGCUGCAGGCUUUCUUUAAGGACACAUGUAGACUGGCUGUUAAGACAGAGAAGAUGACUAGAGCAAGAGAACAGUGGUACUUCCAGUCAGUGGUAGAGAAGGAGCUGGUGAAUGGUAUAGUGAAGGCUCCCAGUCCAGAAAACUCUACAUUGUGCUUCAGGAGAGACUUCAAAGGGGUGCCCAAGAAACUGCAGCAGUCAUCAGCUGCAAGGUACUUUGAUGUUGAAGAGAAAUUUGAUGGGAUCUACCUAAACCAGGAGAAAUAUUCAGCAAUGGUGAAAGUGAAGUCAGAAAGACUGACACCAUCUUACCAAACUGACAACCAGAAGUUAUACACACUGCAGUGGACAGAGAUGGGAGUAGAUCAACACAACCCAGAACACAGCAAAUACCUAAACCAGCUUUGCUCAGACUUUGUUGAGGAAGUGACAAAACUGAUUGACAAAAAUUUAACUGUGUUGAAGAAAGCUCAGAAAUAUUACACCCCUGUCCUGGAAGAGGUUCUGCAUCAUGCACAUGUAUGGAAACAAAAGUGUUCUGAUUUUUCUGGCAGGGAGGAAUUUUUGGAAAAGGUACACCAACAGUUAAUGGACUCAACAAGCAAGUUGCCACUGAUAAUUCAUUCUCUGUCAGGAGAGGGUAAAUCGUCAGUGGUUUCCAUGAUCCAUAAGAACUGUGGCCAGUGGCUUGGACCAAAAUGUGUCACCAUAACAAGGUACCUUGGCCUCAUGCAAGGCAGUUCUACUGUCCAGGAACUUGUCACGAGUCUCAUAGCACAAAUCUGUACAGUUUUCAAUUUAAAGAAUAUGAUUGAAAUUCAAGGAUCACAAAGCUCCCUUUUCAAAUUGCUGAAAACCUUCCAUAGCACUCUGAAGCAGGUUGCAUCCAAGAACUUGAUUGGACAGGAUAGGCAUUUGGUGCUGAUUCUGGAUGGAAUAGACAGAUUGACCCCCAUUGAAGAAGCUUUGAGGGCAUUAUGGGUGAUUCUAGAUCUGCCACCUUUCACUCAUGUCAUUAUCUCCACAAUAUCUGAGCGCGGGAGCAUGAAUAUCAUAGAUCUUUUUAAGCGCUUCAUCCCCAAUGAGUCCUGCUACCUUGGCUUACCAGAGGUUCCAGAUACAGAGGCAGAGGCAAUAUUAGAUGCAAACCUGGUAAAGGCAGGUAGAUCUGUUAGUAGUGAGCAGAAAGAAGCAAUAAUGCAAGCUUUCAGGGAAAAUCGCAAUCUGUUCUUGCUCAAACUUCUGCUGGAUAAGGCCAAGCUGUGGAAGUCCUACACUAGUCCAGAAUUUCUCCUGGUCACCCCUGAUAUUGAUGGUGCUGUUCUGGGAGGUGUGGAGCUCCUAGAACUCAAACAUGGCAGCCAACUUAUAAAGAAUGUAGUGUCAUACAUUACUCUGUCAGGACUUGGAGUGACGGAGCAAGAGCUGCAUGAUCUGCUAUCAUGUAAUGAUGAGGUCAUGCAGGAGGUGUAUGAACUGUAUGCAGCCCCUCCAUUGGAAGGUGUGGUGCAUUUUCCCUCUGUUCUUAUGGUGAGACUGUUACAUGACAUAGAAGCAUACCUGAUUUAUAGAGAGGCUGAUGGACAUGAUAUCAUUGGAUGGUCUCACCAAUUACUUGUGGAAAAUUUGUCUAAGGUGUAUGGUCUUAUAUACCCGGGGAUUCUACAGGACGAAAUUGAUGAGACUUCAGUGGAUUUCACAUUGAAUAUUCAUGAGGACUUUGUGCAACUGUACAAAGCUGAGGCCACUGUAAAGAAAACCAUCACCAUCCAAGACAAGACCAUCCCCGAUGCUAGAAGGCUAACAGUGCCACGCCCCCUCAAUGCAAAGAACUUACGAAAGCUACGAAAACUGCCAUUCCACAUGAGAGUACUGAUCCCAGCCAAUGAGUCUGGAAGGAUUAAAGAAGAGAUUCUCUGUAAUUUUCAGUGGUUGCUAACAAAAUUCAAAGGUACUUCAGUCAAGGAAGUACUCUCAGAUUUUGAAUCUGUUUUGGGGAUCAUGAAGUAUCUGGAAACCAUGUCUGUUGAUGAAACCCAGCCAAAGAUGUCUGCCAGGGAGGAUGUGGAGAUGAUCUACUCCUCUUUGAAGGCAGCUAUGCAGGCACUCAAGCUUAACCCAGAGAACCUGGCAGCGGAAAUUUUGGGCAGGGCCACUGCAGAAGCACAAGAGCAUCCUUAUAUUGGUCUGUUAAUGAAAGGUGCAGCACAAUGGGUGGAGGCAGCCAAUACACCACUGAUCAUUCCUGUCUGUCCAUGUUUUCCAUAUAAAAAUAACAGCGGUCUACAGGGACUGAUGGUUGGACCAUCGGUGUUCAUAGGUGUCACUGGUGUGCAAGAUAACCUCGCUGUCACUUAUAACUACUCAGAAGGGGUAGAGCUGAGGAGUUUGGACACAGGGGAGGCACUAAGCGUGUUCCCAGCCCCUCUUCAUGGCGUGUUUGCAGACAACCCCCUGGCCAAUGUGGCUCUAAGUGAGGACGGGCAGCUGGUCUUGAUCAAGACACACCCAAGGGAAAAGACCAAGUUCACUGUGUGGAGCACUUCAUUUGGGAACAAGGUCAAAGAGAUGACCUUUGAUUUCCAGGUCAGCUCCUUUGCCAUCAGCCGAGAUGCGGAGACCAUUGUGUUGGGAACACAUGAUGGAACCAUAUUAGGCAUUGCCCUCCACACUGGCGAGGAGAGUUUUUCCUUGCAAGGGGCUGAAUCCAGUGCCACCAUUACGAACAUAGCCCUGGAUGAGGUCUCAGGGAAGAUAGUGGCCACAGGACAGGACCUGUAUGUGUGGGACAUGCCCACCUUGACCCUAGAACAUGCCUUUUUGUUGGAUGGGGAGGUGAAGUGUGGUCUGAUGAAGAUCUGCUCAUCCUCUGGACGGGUGGUGUGUGGCGUCUCCAGUACAGGGACUGUCAUUGUAGCUAGCUACAACAAUGGGCAGAUCCUGGACACCAUAGAAAGCAGGACAUACCGUGACAUGAGGGACAUCCUGAUUGGUGCUGAAGGGUUCUAUGUCAUCAUUGCCACAUGGAACCUGGGGGUGGACAUCUGGAGUGUUGAGCCAGCACAGUGUGUUAAGUCCAUAGACUACCCUGAGAUAGCCUCAGAUGAGACGGACUCUGACAAGGACUCUAUUGAUUCCUCCCUCAUUGAGUAUAUUCCAUCCAAAGUGGCUAUAGACCACAAUGAGUUGUUCUUGUUUGUUGGUUUUGAGCAUGGAGAGGUGGCAAUGUACUACAUUCCCACAGGAGAGGUGGUCAAAUUACUGAUGCAUGGUGUCCAAUCUGUCACCAAUGUCUCCCUAUUCAAGGAGGAAUUCCUUUUCUCAUCCUGCAAUGAUGGUACCAUCAAACGGUGGCAUGUGAAGGACCUUAUGACACAGACUAUUAACAGAUAUGGACACUCUGCUGAUACCUUCGCAGAGCAGUCUCCUCUAGAGAUGCAUGUGGCAUCAAAGCCAAAUCCCACAGAGAGUGGUGGUGGGACUGGAUCAGGGGAAGAUUCAUUUUACCCCACGGAGGAUGAGGCUGUGAGGGAAAUUGUAUACAGCCCAAGCUGGAUUUGUAGUGACUGUGUCCACUAAGAAACAACAGCCAGUCAAGGUGUGGGAUUGUAAUGCAGGGACCUAUGUAUCCUCAGUGGAGCAUGGGUUUAAGAACAGUCCCUCCAAGGUCUUUAUGGACAUGGCCUCCCUGGUAUUGAUGAGCCAG